Prorocentrum cordatum is the source of this 790-nucleotide messenger RNA. NCBI's taxonomy places the organism in Eukaryota, Dinophyceae, Prorocentrales, Prorocentraceae. The record is from the annotation of a GenBank genome assembly.
CGUCGUGCUGCCGCCGAGGGAGAGCGACUCAAGAAGGAGGCCGCCGCCAAGGAACGCGAGGUCCAUGAUCUCAAGAAGCAGCUCGAGGCCUCGAGGCAGUCGGGUGGCGGGGCCGCGGCGACGCAGGUCGACAGCUCUGGUGACAAGCCCGUCGGCUCGGAGGCUGACAAGGCGGCGCUCGAGCAGCUCACUGCUGCCAUCGCCGCCAUCGGGGACGCCCCUGACGAGCUCCUGGUGUCGCACAAGGCAGCUAUGGUGGCGGAGCAAGAGAGGCUCAGGGCCAAGAUCUUGGCCGACAAGCCGAUCGGCGCUCGCCUCCACCUCCUCACCAACCGCUGCACGGCGCUUGAGAAGAAGAAGGAGCGCCAGCUCGCCGCCUUGGACAAGCUCCACGCGCAGAUCCACGAGAUCCAGAUGGCUGUCGCCGAAGCUGAGAAGGCGCUGCUGGAGACGUCCAAGGAGCUCGUGGCCGCGGAGGCGGACAGGCGCAGCGCCGCGGCGCUGGCGCCUCGCCCAGAGGCAGGCGUCUACUCUCUCAAAGCGACGAUCCCCGCCCUGGACUUGUCGGUCGCCGAUGUUGGCAAGAUGUUGGAGGCGAUCGGCGCGGAUUCGUCGUUGGCCGAGUCAAUCCAGGCUAACUUCGCGAAGUUGCGCGAGCUCGAUGCUGCUGCAGCGGCGCGAAGUGCAGAGGCUGACGACGACGCCGUGCUUCUUCCAGUCCCUGCCGACGACGGCGACCUGGCCGAGCUGCAAACCUUCUACCGUGAGGUCUUCGACGCUGAGCCCCCUG